Alnus glutinosa is the source of this 828-nucleotide messenger RNA. RefSeq lists its product as uncharacterized. The record is from RefSeq and is a predicted model, not a curated record. The transcript has a single exon. The coding region runs from base 86 to 508 and encodes 140 amino acids. NCBI's taxonomy places the organism in Eukaryota, Viridiplantae, Streptophyta, Magnoliopsida, Fagales, Betulaceae.
UCUAUCUCUCUCAAACGUUUUCUUACUAUUUUCCAAUGGGCAUAGAGAUAGCUAGCUAGCUAGCUAGCUCUCAUGGCUUUUAACAAUGGGUACAGAGAUCCAAAGGCUACAAAACUUUGCUUCAUUAAGAUUAACUAGAAAUAAUUCCUCAAUCGCCAGGGACUCAGACAUCGACGAUCAGGAUCAUCGAUACACAAGCUUGAAGGACAUCAUAUUGAGUUCACCGCCAAACAGUUCCUCGAACAAUAAUCAAGAGGGAAUUAAUCAUGACUUCGACUCUUUCAACAUCACCAUUAGCAACCACCUGGUCAAGCGCGCAGCUUCAGCGUAUCUCCAGUCUGCUGCGAUUUUGGCGACCCGGAACCAAAACCAAAUUAUGAGAUUUUCGGAGAAGUUAAGGGAUCGGACUACAUUAGGUAGUUCAAGUUGGAAUGUUUACCUUGCAAACCUCGUAACUGCAUGUUUUAGCCCUAUAUGCCGCCUUAUUGCUUACCUGCGUAGCAGGUAGACUGGCCUAUAUAAAUAAUAAUAAUAAUAAUAAUCGGCCGCCUAGUAUACAGGCAGGUACUUAGUUUAUAUGGCUGGGCAUGGUCAUCUCGAGUUACUAGCUAGCUAGGCCAAAAAGCCACCAAUAACCUUUGCCGGUGGGAGGUUCACGUACGUACACCGAUGAACAGUUCUGCAUGGGGUAUAUCCUUAUCUUGUUUAUCUUAUACGUGUUAUAUUGUAUUUUCUAUAGACAACAUGUUUCCCAAGAUCCAGUAAUAUUUUGUAUGUAAAAAUUUUGUGAACUUCAUAAUUUAAUAUUAUCCGAUCCGGUGCAAGCAA